This is a messenger RNA of Cucurbita maxima (winter squash), 1658 nucleotides long. Its product is annotated as AT-hook motif nuclear-localized protein 10-like. The transcript is spliced from 7 exons. Lineage: Eukaryota; Viridiplantae; Streptophyta; Magnoliopsida; Cucurbitales; Cucurbitaceae. The record is from RefSeq and is a predicted model, not a curated record. Gene Ontology annotation, molecular function: minor groove of adenine-thymine-rich DNA binding. The coding region runs from base 309 to 1355 and encodes 348 amino acids.
UUCAGAAUUCCUGCAUUUCUCCAAGAAAAAAAGAAAAAAAAAAACCCUUGGGGCUGAGUUGCUUUUCGUUCCGAAGCCUUCCAAUUUCUUUCCCCUUGUUGUUUUUCGUCUCUGCUAUUUUUCGUGUAUUAUUGUGGCGACUGUUAAGAUCUGUGGUUGAAAACUAUAAUUUUGUGCAAGUUUUGACGCUAUUAGGGUUUGUUUUUCUUCCACUUUUACUGAUUCUGUUCCGAGUUUUAAGGUCGGGUUGGUGGCUUUAGGGACUGGGACUUCCCUGUAUGGAAUUUUGAUUCCAGCGCUGGAGAAGAAUGACGGGAUCUGAGACCGGAGUGAUGACCAGCGGCGAACCCUUCACCAUCGGUUUCCAGAAGAGUCCAGUACAGUCACAACAGUCGGUCUUGCCUGGCUUGCAUUUGCCCUUCGGCGCCGACGGCGUCUACAAGCCCGCCUCCUCCGUCUCGCCCACCUACCAGUCCCCCGGCGUCGGUGUUUCCGGUAAUGCCGGUGCCGAUGUUUCUCCUCGUGAAGCUUUCGUUGGCAUGAAUACGCAAAGCGAGCCUGUCAAGAGGAAGAGAGGGAGGCCUAGGAAGUAUGGGCCAGAUGGCAGUAUGGCAGUGGCCUCUGCAGACCCCUCCGCCGCUGCAACUCAGUCCGGUGGAGGUUUCUCUCCUCCACCCACUGGCGUGACUCCGUCGGGAGGAUCAGCCUCUCCAACUUUGAAGAAAGCCAGAGGCAGACCCCCUGGCUCUGGCAAAAAGCAGCAGCUGGAUGCCUUGGGAUCAGCCGGAGUUGGAUUUACCCCACAUGUCAUCACCGUGAAAGCUGGAGAGGACGUGUCUUCAAAAAUAAUGUCAAUCUCACAGAAUGGUCCUAGAGCUGUUUGUAUUCUUUCAGCAAAUGGAGCUAUAUCCAACGUGACUCUACGUCAACCAGCCAUGUCUGGUGGAACCGUGACUUAUGAGGGGCGAUUUGAGAUUUUGUCACUAUCUGGGUUAUAUCUUCUCACCGAGAAUGGUGGUCAGCGUAGCCGAACUGGGGAUUUAAGUGUUUCAUUGUCUGGACCAGAUGGUAGAGUUUUGGGUGGUGGGGUGGCUGGUCUUCUAACGGCAGCCUCUCCCGUUCAGGUGGUGGUGGGGAGCUUUGUGAACGAUGGGGGGCAGAAGGAGUUGAAACAAGCAAACCAAAUAGAACAGCGGCCUGUUACUGCACCACAUAAACUCGCUCCGAUCCGUGCUGGAAUGACAGGGGCGAGCAGUCCGCAAUCACGUGGGGCUCUCAGUGAAUCCUCAGGAGGGCAAGGGAGUCCGUUUAAUCAGAGUGGUGGAGCCUGCAAUAACACCGCAUCUUGGAAGUGAAACUGGAGCUGCUUCGUUAACUCACUUGAUUUGCUAAUAGGGCGGGCCAGCCAGCCGGGAGUUUAGUUUGGUGCUCUAUUUUCUAAUUUGCUUUAGAUGCACCCGUAGUUCUAGCUAAGCCUUAAAAGGAUGAUGUAACUCUUUCCAGAUUGGGUUGGCUUGGAUGGAUCCUUGCCCUUAGUAUCGGUUAGGAAUUAGAAGAUUGUGAAAUAGUUGUGUUGUUUUGUUUUAGAAUUACAAAUAAUGAAUUUAUUGAAAUUACAGCCGUUGUAGCAUCGAUGCUAUAAACUCAAGAUUAUCACA